Papilio xuthus (Asian swallowtail) is the source of this 2044-nucleotide messenger RNA. Lineage: Eukaryota; Metazoa; Arthropoda; Insecta; Lepidoptera; Papilionidae. The record is from RefSeq and is a predicted model, not a curated record.
AUUUUCUUCCUCCCUCAUUUGGUCGGCGGUGUUUGUGUGGUGAACAUUGUUUUGCGUUGUCGUGGCACGUGCUUAUAAAAUAAAAUAAAUAAUUAUUUGCAAUACACAGUUUUCCUUAUACCAAAAAUAAAUAUGGCAGACGCAGCCGUCGACAAGAAGGAAGUUGCGCCCGAAGAGGUAACUUCUACUGAAGCAGCGAAAGAAUCGCCGGUGAAGAAAUCACCAGCAAAGAAGGUUGCGGAAGCCGCGGAAAGCAACGGCAAAGGGGAGAAUGGUGCCGAAAAAGCCGCUGAAGACACCCCAGCAGAAAAUGGCGAUGCGGAAGAAAGCAACGGGGACGCGGAAGAAAGUAAUGAUGCCACAGAAAAUGGAGAUGCCACAGAAGUUAAGGAAGCUGGUGUAAAGAGGAAAUCAACUGCAGCGGAUAAUGGUGAUGCAGUUGAAAAGAGCACACCAGAGAAGAAAGCUAAGGUUUCGGAGGAAAAGGCUCCUGAAGCAGAGGAAGCAAAGGCUUAGAGCCUUCAACAUUAGGAAUUUGGUUUACUGCAAUGCAUCUGUCCCUUAGAGCCCAACUUCUAACGUGCAUAUCUUAGAACUUGAAUUAUUUACAGAUGUAAAGAAAUAGUUUCGUAUAGAUUUUACUAGCUGAUCUGAUUUAAGUAUAACGGAGUUGAGCUCUAUCGCGACCGCACUAACGUUAGGUUAUUUAUAUGUAAGAUAUAAAAGUAUCCGAUGAAUAGUAAUCUCAGAAUAUUUGAAUGUUUGAGACAUGAGGACUUGUACAAUUCAUAUGGUUAGUGAUGUUUGCUGGACUAAAAAUAUUGGUAGUGUUCAUUUUCAGGGGUAACAGACGGGUUGAAAUUAAAUUAAAUUUUUUAACUUGGAAUACUCCUAUUACAAAAGAUAAUAUAACAAUUUUAGAUAAAACAGUAAUUGAAUAAUUUUUGUUUUAUCAUGCAUUUCAAAAGAAUGUCAAUGUUUUUUACCUCAUUUACUCCUGAGAAUACCAAAUUUUUUUGGAUACACUUCCCUGCGUCUAAUACAUUUUUGUAUUUAACUUACCUGCAAAGUACCUGUAAAGUGUAUAAAUUUAUUGAUUCAUGUUAGUCACAUUGUAAAUGUGCAUCGCAGUGAACCGAUGACACUAAUUUGAUUCAGUGUUGUGCUGUUUCCGUGUAACAUUGUCUUAUUUCUACAGACGUAAGAGUGAAUUUGAAGUAUUAAAAAAACGCAACAAGUUUAUUGGUAUUUACACCAGUACAAUACUGCCAAAGUUCACCCACAAGUGAAAACAACUCACAAAGUCCGUUCUGUGAACGAUGCGUUUUAUACAAACAGCUUAUGUUUUUUGAUUUUUUUAGUUGAAAUAAGAUUGAAACAAGUUCUAGAUAAUUCAGUUUUACUUUAAGUUAGCAGUUAAAUUUCGCACAUAUAUUACAUAGGCAUUAUUACUUAACCAUUAAAACAUUCCUUGACUUGGUUACGGAUUGCAUUGUGAACGAGCAAAAAGUAGUUCCAUUGUGCCGGUUGAGAGACUUCACCGGCCCGAGGUACUUUUACUUCCUAAGCAUUGGAGUUAAUUUUAACAUGUUCACUUUGCAACGCUAAUUAUAAGAUUUGAAAUUGAAAAGUUCAAAGUUGACAAAUAAGGUGAUAGUUUCAUACUGACGUUUAAUACUGUGUGCUAUUUUUUUUAUUCUAUGGUUCUAUAUAUGUUUCUAAUUUCUUUAUUUUUAAUUUAUUUCGCUUCUCUGAGUUAAUUUUUCAAUAGCUAAUAAUAAUAAACAUAAGGAUUUUCAGACGACUUUUAUAAAUAUUGGAUUCCUACUUUGUAUUCUGAUAUAUUAACAAUUUGUACUGCAUUAAGGGAUAUAACGUUUUUAAAUUUUUCAUACUUGACAUUAUAUUGUAUUGUUCAAACUGAAAAUUUGAUUCAAAGUAAUUUAGUACUAGAAUUUAUAGUAGAGUGUACAUUUUGAACACGGCUCUAUAUAGAGUUUGUAUUUAUAAACAUUUUCUGGAAAUAAAAUAGUCCAAUGAAUGA